Messenger RNA from Saprolegnia parasitica CBS 223.65, 668 nucleotides. RefSeq lists its product as hypothetical. The transcript is spliced from 2 exons. The record is from RefSeq and is a predicted model, not a curated record. Lineage: Eukaryota; Oomycota; Saprolegniomycetes; Saprolegniales; Saprolegniaceae. Bases 1 to 582 code for a protein of 193 amino acids.
AUGCUGCGCUCUACCUAUUCAUAUACCUUCGAGGAAACCGACAACUCUGACGCCGACGAGGAGGCCGUAGUCGACGUCGAGACGGUUAUCGCCGACAACGAAGACGAAGUCUCCAACGAAGUCGUCGCCGAAGCCGCUGACGAGGUCGUUGUCGCCGACAUCGAUGCCACCACCGUCGAAGACGCCGAAGUUGACGUGGUCGCUAUCGGUGCUGAGGACGUCGAGGAGACCGACAACGCUGACACCGACGAGGAGGCCGUAGCCGACGACGAGACUGUUGCCGACAACGAAGGCGAAGUUUCCAACGAAGUCGUCGCCGAGACAGCUGACGAGGUCGUUGUCGCCGACAUCGAUGCCACCACCGUCGAGGAUGCCGAAGUCGCUGUCGUGGCCGAGGACGUCGAGGAAACCGACAACGCUGACGCCGACGAGGAGGCCGUAGUCGACGACGAGACGGUUAUCGCCGACAACGAAGACGAAGUCUCCAACGAAGUCGUCGCCGAAGCCGCUGACGAGGUCGUUGUCGCCGAUAUCGAUGCCACUAUCGAUGCUGACACUGAUAGCGAUGCGAACCGCAACUGAUCACGUUCUUGUGCAGUGGCACCAAUUCGAUGGCUUCACGCAAUGCUGUUGUAACGAUUCUAAUAUAUCGCAUAUUUUCUGUCCGA